GGUUCACACUGUAGGAGGACUGCAAACGUCACUUUGUCUCUCACCCCAGUCAACACGGCCAAACUCUUGAGUCUUCUAAAAGACUCAAAAAUUCCAAUUCCGUGUCCCCCCUUUGACCCUCCACUGCAAUUAUCUUUGACAGAAACCAUCUUCAUCUAUUAGAACCAUGCCUUGUUCAUAGCACCUGUCACAAAAAUCUCAGCUUCAAAAUGAGGCAUGUCUAUGUACCCAGUUGCUCUCUCUUUCUCUUCUUCUUCUCCUUCUCCAUUGAAUCAGCUCUCUCUCAGCUAGCUCCUGAGCAAAGACAUAUCAUGCUUAGUAUCUCCUCUCACAUUUGGAACACCUCUAAUCCUGACCCAUGUAAAUGGAAGGGAGUGACCUGCAAUGGAAAUUCUGUAACAGAGAUUUCUCUCUCUGGUGUUGGCAUUAACAGUAGUAGUGUUUUAACCACUUUUUGCCAGCUGGGUUCUCUUCAAAAGCUCGACUUUUCAAGGAACAGUGUCAAAGAGAUUCCUCCUGGUUUCACAAACAGCUGUAGUGGUUUGAAGGUCCUUAAUCUUAGCAGUAACGGCCUCUCCGGAAAUAUACCUCCUUUUGAUGGUAUGCUCAGUUUGGAGACUCUUGACUUGUCUGCAAAUUCUUUGGAGGGAGAAGUGAGUCUUCAAUUUGAUGGGUUGGUGGGGCUCAAGAGCCUCAAUUUGAGCUCUAAUUCAUUGGGUGGUUCUCUUCCUUUUUCUCUUGGAAAAGCCAUGGCCUUAGAGGAGUUGCAUCUCUCUGCUAAUCAUUUUGUGGGGAGGAUCCCUGAGAAGAUCUUUGACUAUACCAAUCUAAUACUAUUGGAUCUUAGUGAAAACAAUGUUUCUGGUUCCUUGCCUCAUAGUAUAGGUAAGCUUUCCAAGCUCAAAUUCCUUGUUCUUUCAACGAAUAAACUGGUUGGAACAAUCCCUCAGAGUCUACUGAACAUCCCGACUCUUUUCAGGUUUGCUGCUCACCAAAAUGGAUUUACAGGCACAAUUCCAUCAGGGAUCACUUCAUCUCUUCAUGUAUUAGACCUUAGCUUCAACUAUUUAGAGGGCCUAAUCCCAUUAGACCUUCUCCCUCCUGUGAAUUUACAGAGUGUGGAUCUCAGUUCCAAUCGCUUAGUUGGGCACAUCCCUAGGAAUCUAUCAAAGAGCUUAUUUCGGCUUCGUCUAGGAGGCAACUUACUGAGUGGGAGCAUCCCUUUAACAGUGGGAGAGCUUCCAUACUUGACAUACUUUGAGGUGGAUGACAACAACUUAUCAGGAGAGAUUCCAUUGGAAUUGCAGAGAUGUAAGAGUCUCAGUCUCCUGAACCUUGCUAAUAAUGCUUUGAGUGGAUCAGUGCCACCCCAACUUGGUAAUCUCAGUGAGCUAGGUGUUUUGAAGCUUAAUAGAAAUAAUCUCCGUGGUGAAAUUCCCAAGGAGCUAUCCCAACUUCAAAAUCUCUUCACUUUAAAUCUCAGCCAGAAUUCACUCUCUGGUAGAAUCCCUGACACAAUUUUUCAAUUACCGAAGCUUCAAUUCUUGGACUUAGGGGGUAACAUGCUUAAUGGAUCAAUACCUUCUACUGCCCAUAAUUCAAACUCUUUGUUAGAACUUCAAUUGGGAAACAAUAGAUUGACGAACCCCAUUCCAUUGAUGCCUCCUAGAUUAUCAUUGACCCUAAACCUGAGCAGCAACCUUUUUCAAGGAAGAAUACCCAAUUCCUUACAGGAUUUGAGAGACCUAGGUGUGUUAGACCUUUCUCACAAUGAAUUCACUGGUGAAGUCCCCCUUUUCCUGACCCAGAUGGGAUCCCUAAUGCUCCUUAUACUAUCAAACAAUAGGCUUUCAGGAACUCUUCCCCCUUUCACAAAAAAUGUGAUGGUCAAUACCACUGGUAAUAAAGACCUCCUCAUACCUAAUCCCCAUCCUACCAGCCCAGGCAAGAAAAGUUCUUCGCAUGCUAUUUUGACAGUGGUGGCAAUUAUUGGUGCUAUAUCAGCUCUUGGGCUAGUGGUGUUUGUCUUGUUUCUUUUAAGACGUGCUUAUCGAGUGGAUACUGGGGUUUCAGAGAUGGCUGAAGAGCAACCACAGGUUAUUGAAGGCCAUCUUCUCACAGCCAAUAGCACCCACAAGUCUAAUAUUGACUUUGAGAAGGCAAUGGAAGCAGCCUCAGAUCCCACUAAUAUCAUUUUGAAGAACAAAUUUUCCACCUAUUACAAGGUCACCAUAUCUUCAGGGACGAGUUACUGUGUUAAGAAGCAUAACUGGAGCGACAAGAUUUUCCAUUUGAGGAAUUACAGGAAAUUCAGGGAAGAGCUAAGCACCAUCGCAAAGCUGAGUCAUUCAAAUGUUGUAACACCUUUGGCCUAUUUCUUGACUAGUGAGAGUGUUUAUCUUUUCUAUGAAUAUGUUCAUAAAGGGACCCUCUUUGAAUUUCUUCAUCAAAGGGUUGAGGCAGUGCUUGAUUGGCCAUGCCGCUAUUCCAUUGCCCUGGGUUUGGCUCAGGGUCUCGCUUUCCUUCAUGGAUGCACUAACCCAAUCCUCCAUCUUGACCUCUCAACAAGGAGCAUAUUUUUGAAGUCAAAUAGUGAACCUUUAAUUGCUGAUAUUGAACUCUGCAAGAUCAUUGAUCCAUCGAAGAGCACUGGGAGCCUCUCCACUAUUUCGGGUUCUGUUGGUUACAUUCCUCCAGAAUAUGCAUACACAAUGAGAAUCACAACGCAUGGUAAUGUCUACAGUUUUGGUGUUAUCCUACUGGAACUGUUGACAGGAGAGCCUGCUGUUUGCAAAGGCAGAGAGUUAACAAAGUGGGUUAUGGACACUCCUUCUCGAAAUGAAACUUGGGAAUCGAUCCUGGACUCCAGAAUUAGCAGUUCGUCGACUUCCAUUCAAUACCAGAUGCUGCAGAUCCUUAAGGUUGCUCAAGCUUGUGUUAGUGUCUCAUGGAAUGCAAGACCCAAAAUGAGAACUGUAAUAAGAAUGCUCCAAAAUGUAAAAUAGAACCUCCUAAAUUACAAUUUGACAAAGGAAAUUAUAGAUUCGCCUAGUUAAUUAUGGGCCAUCAGGUAUAAUCUCAACUUUUGAUCAGUGCUAAUUUAUAUUACACAGUAAGGAUUUCUUUG
This is a messenger RNA of Amborella trichopoda, 3127 nucleotides long. Its product is annotated as leucine-rich repeat transmembrane protein kinase family protein. Gene Ontology annotation, molecular function: receptor serine/threonine kinase binding; ATP binding; protein kinase activity. Lineage: Eukaryota; Viridiplantae; Streptophyta; Magnoliopsida; Amborellales; Amborellaceae. The record is from RefSeq and is a predicted model, not a curated record. Gene Ontology annotation, biological process: protein phosphorylation.